CCUGAUAAUGUAGAAUCUAUGAAUCAGUGGCUAGAUUUUAUCAAAAACAGAACUAGUCCAUCAUUUAAGGAAAUGUCUAAAAAAUUCAAAGCAAUGCGCGCAGAAAGAACCUUACUCCACAGAACUAGUAGAAAAAGCUUUGCUCGUGUUGAAGAAGAAUUAAGGGAACAAAGUGAAAUCCCAGAUGCAAUAACAAGGUCUGAUGUUUGGAUUCAUGCUUACGAAGCAAAGAAGAAGGAUUCAGAUGUAGUGGAGGAUCCAGAAAUAGUGAAACAAGUGAAAAUGUAUAGAGCUGACCAAGAACCUUCAGAGAAAUGUUCUUUGAAAGAUGAUGCUGUUGCAAAAGUACUCGGUCCUGAUCCACGAGGACGAGUAAGAGGUUUGGGAUUUGGAGCAGUCCCUUCAAAGGCAGAUUAUCAAACCAGUGUUGGAAACAAAGUUGCUAAGUUAGAGAAUGCUUUAUUUUCUCAAUCACAAGAUAUGCUUGCUCAAUCACAAGAGAUCGAACGAUUGAAAGAGGUGGUUGGAACUAUUUUGGCACGGACAGAGAGAGAGGGGAAUAACCAUGGAAGUACUAGUGGUCAGCAUUCUGGUAAUGCGCUUUCACAACAAAAAGAUAAGGAAAAUACAAGUGUGAGUGUGCGGAAUUCUGAAACUGGGAGAGGACAAAUCAAGCUCAAUAAACAGAACUUAAGUGUUCAACAUUCUGUUGAUGAGGGGCUGCAGACCAAAGAAAAGGAAGGUGCAAGGACCAAGGGCAUUAAGAAUGAUCAUAGUAGAGUUGAGUUAUUAAAUUGGUUUCAAAUGGGAGAAGAGGUUGUUGCAAGUGCAAAACUUGAGUCAAAGGAUCCGACUGCAAUGGUCCAUCACAUGCCUCUGGGCCAAGAAUGUUGGAAAGUUUGGGUUCUUGAUGUUUUGGAGGAUAUAGCUUUGUAUCGACCAACGAGAGAGUUUGGAACGCUAAGUAUGGCUCAAGGAAGUACAAUUGCAUGGCCUAUCAAGUACAUCAAGCUAGUUUAGCUAGUAUUGAAACUUUGAGAUCAAUUGUAUUGUGCAUAUCUAUACACCAUCCCCAACUUGUUCUAUUGUAUGGGAUUUUAUCCCUGGAUGCUGAUAGGAAAGGGCAAGUGCUGCUGGUUUCUUUGUCUUGAUCUUAGCUAUCCGUCAUUUUCCACAUUUGCAUCAAGUUUGACCCAUCUGUAGGAGCUGCUGCGAUGUUUGGACUGUGGAGAUUUUCUAGAGCCUUAGAUUCAUGUGUGGAACAUAUUCUUGCACUGGAUGGGAGUCGGAUGCAGGCAGUUCUUUAAUCAACUGAAUAUUGCAAGUAUUUGAAGCUUUGUCUAGCUUUAUGGUUUGCUUUCAUUGCUUUUAAUCAGUUCAUGAGAAUGAUUUAGAGCUUUUAUUGAAUCACUUAUUUUCUAGCUUUAUUAUGGGUUUAUUAUAAGGAUUGUUUGCUUUCAUUUUCAUUAAGUAGUAUAUUUUGUAAUACGCUAUAUUCUGAACAUAAGU
Messenger RNA from Rosa rugosa (rugosa rose), 1509 nucleotides. RefSeq lists its product as uncharacterized. Lineage: Eukaryota; Viridiplantae; Streptophyta; Magnoliopsida; Rosales; Rosaceae. The record is from RefSeq and is a predicted model, not a curated record. The transcript is spliced from 6 exons. Bases 19 to 1020 code for a protein of 333 amino acids.